Prinia subflava (tawny-flanked prinia) is the source of this 3644-nucleotide messenger RNA. It is a transcript of the gene AMER1, whose product is annotated as APC membrane recruitment protein 1. Gene Ontology annotation, biological process: regulation of canonical Wnt signaling pathway. NCBI's taxonomy places the organism in Eukaryota, Metazoa, Chordata, Aves, Passeriformes, Cisticolidae. The transcript has 3 exons. The coding region runs from base 239 to 3559 and encodes 1106 amino acids. The record is from RefSeq and is a predicted model, not a curated record. Gene Ontology annotation, molecular function: beta-catenin binding; phosphatidylinositol-4,5-bisphosphate binding. Gene Ontology annotation, cellular component: plasma membrane.
CCCGUCACGCGGCGCCGCCCCUGCCGCCCGCGCCGGGCGGACCCGCGGCCCCGCGCCCCUCGCGCGGCCUGAGGGCUGGGCCGGGGCCGGGGGUGCCGCGGGUCCGGGGGUGCCGCGGGUCCGGGGGUGCCGCGCUGCCGCCGCCCCGCCGCCUCCCCUCCGCAGCAGUGCCUGUGCUGACGUGGAGCUGGAGAGGAAUGAUUCCCAAAAGGAAUUUCUGAAAUCCUGGCUGUGUCUCAUGCCCUUCCCCGGCUGUUUUCCAGCAGCCCCAGUCCAGGUCGGCGGUGAUGUGUCCAUCCCUGCGCCCGGAGCGCCGCGCUCCCGAAGCCGCCGCUUCCAGCUAGAUCCAGCCCGCCCCGCUGCCAUGGAGACGGGCAGCCCGGAGGAGCGGGACGGAGGGGACCGGCACGAGGGCGGGGACGCCCCUCCCGACAGCGCCAACGGCUCCGUGGUGGCCGCGGAGCCGCAGCCGCCGCCCCCCGGCAAGCUGAGGAAAACGGCCUUCAAGCUGUUCGGGGGCAAGCGCAGCAUCUGCACCCUGCCCAGCUUCUUCGGCGGCCGCGGCAAGAAGGGGCUCAGCAAGUGCAAGACGCACGACGGGCUGAGCAGCGCCGCCUGUGACAGGGGCACACAGCCGGACAGCCCCGCGGGGGGCAGCAGGGACGGGCAGCCGGGCCCUCUGCCCAGCUCCCGCAGCGCCCAGCUGCCCGUGGACACCGGCGCCAGGGGGGGCUUGGGCCAGCACGACAGCUCUCCCCCUGGGAGCAUCGAGGGCUGUGACAAAAAGCCCAACGGGGAGAAACCCUCUUGCCCCAGACCCAAAAAAGGGCUGAAAGGGUUUUUUAACAGCAUCCGGCGCCACCGGAAGAGCAAGGCUGCCGAGAGUGAGAAAGCAGAGCUCCCUGAGUGGAACGGGGACACAGAGGAGGCCGGGAAUGCUGCUGGAAUGGGAGUGGAGAGCCGAGAGGCCGUGGAGGGCAGGGGAGCAGGGCCGGUCCCUGAGGCCACGGCCUGCCCAGGGGACUCAGGGGGUGACUGUAGCUGUGGUGAGGCUGCUGAGCCCACGGGCCCCACGGCUGAUGGAGGCAGCUCCGAGGGGGACACGGUGGCCCUGCCAGGGAACGGGGACCUUCCAGAUACAAAAUCAGAGCCUGAGGCUGCUGCCUGCACGGAGUUUGACCAUGAGAGUUUGCUGCUGGCCUUCCACCCUGACUUCAUGGACAGCGAGCCUCCCUGCCUGCACUCCAGGGAGCUGCUGAGCCUCAUGCUGGGGGACGUCACCUCCCUGAAGAGCUUCGACUCCUUGACGGGGUGCGGGGACGACAUCGCCGAGCCCGACAUCGCCGAGAGCAGCAUCUCAGUGGAGCGCAGCCGCGAGGCCGCCAAGCGCAGCUCCUGCCUUGUCACCUACCAGGGCGGCGGCGAGGAGAUGGCCAUCCCCGAGGAGGCCGAGGAGUACCUGCACCAGGUGUGGGACAGCGGCGCGCCGGGGGACAGCAGCUACGGGGCACAGGUGUCCAGCAGCAGCCUGGAGACACACGCCUCUCACGAGGCUGACGCCCACCCUUAUGUAGGGGACGCCAUGGACGGUGUAGACCUCCUGACGCCCCAGAGUGACCAGCAGGAGUCUGCCCCAAACAGUGACGAGGGCUAUUAUGACUCCACCACGCCAGGGCCGGAUGAUGAGACUGGAGAGGAGCUCAAGAAGGACCGACUGCCCCGGGACAGCUACAGCGGCGAUGCACUUUACGAGUUUGAUGCCCUGAUGAGCCCCUCUCACGGUGAGGAAUCCCUGUUCGAGGGCAAAGUCCCACCCCAGGGCAUCUUCAGCUACUUCAUGGACUUCUGCCUCCCUGCAGAGAAGAGCCUGAUCCAGCAGAUAAUGGAUCAGAAAAGAGGGCUGAUGGAAACUGAAGAAGAGGGGCUUGCAGCCAUUCAGAAAGAGCUUCUGUACUGGGAGCUGCAGAGGGAGCCGGUCCUGAAACGCCUGGAUGUCUCCGGCAAGGAGAAGUGUCCCAGGGAGAAGCAGUGCAUUGAAUGUAAAAGCAGAGCAGCCAGCUCCAUUGGCAAGAGUCAGAGUGGCCUUGGGAGUGAGCAGGUGGGCUCACACACCCCGAGCCGGGCUGUCAAUGGUGGGGUUGCAGUGGCUAGGGCUGAAAAUCCAGAGUGGAGGGAUUUUCCAGGGACUCUGUGUCCGGAAAACUGUUACAACAGCCAAACAGCCCCCGGAAGUUGCCUUAUUCCGCUCACAAAGAACAACCCGGGGUUGAGUGCAGACCUGGACUGUGGCAUGUUUGGGGACUCCAUCCACGGCAGCGUGGCCCCAGCCAAGGCAGGGAUGUUCCCGGGGUUCAGGCUCGCGGAUCAGGGGUGCGGCGGCGGAGCAGAGCUCGCCCCCGGUGAGCCCCAGGCGGGCAGCGAGCCCGAGCACGCCGUGAACUUCUCGCAGGCGCUGGUGGAGUUCGCCAGCAGCGGGACCCUCUUCUCCAGCCUGUCCGAGAGCCUGGGGAGCUCGGCCUCCAGCUCGUCCUUCACCCAGAACCUUCCCGCCCUCCCCACCAUGGUCACCUUCGACGUGGUGGAUGUGGAGCAGGACGGGGAAGGGGAGUGUGAGCAGCACCCGGAGCUGACCGUGGGUGAGGACAUCGCCGAGGCCUUUGAUGAUGGCUACGGACAGAAAGAGUCCUUGGCUGAAUGUGACGAGAGAAUGUCCCCGGGCUUCUCCCCGGGCUCCUUCCAGAGCUGCAACUGGGGGGUGGCCAGCCUGCCCCGCCACCUGCGCCUGCACGGCCUGAGCCCCUCCCUGCCCGCGCCGCUCUCCGUGGACCGGAGGAGCCGCUCGCUGGACACGGAGAGCCUGGAGUUCGAGCUGGCCGAGCCGCAGGGGGCCCGGAGCGGCCCCCAGCCCGGCCAGCUCUGGGCCCGGCGCGAGGCUGGCAGGAAGGACUCUGCUGGAGCCAGGAGAAGCAGGAGCAAGGAGGAGGGCGAGCUGGUGGCUCCCGAGGGCGGCUUGAGCUGGCCGGGCCUGCGGCACCUCCAGCACGGCACCAGCACUGCUCCCGGCGGGAUGGAGCUCUGGGGCUUCGCUCCAGCCGGCACCGUGGAGAGCGGCUGGGAGCCAUCGGAGCCGCCGGACACCGUGUCCCCUUUCCUGCCUCUCUCCCGGGGUGGCAUCGGGGAGGCUCCGGAGAGGCGGCCCCAGGAGCCAGAGCUGAGCAGGCACCCGCUCCGGCCCUCCAACCUGCCCCUGCAGCCCGAGGCGAGGCAGGCCCGUGAGGCGCCCGGGUCCCACCGCUACCACGGGGACGUCCCCAAGCUGUCCCGCCUGUUACCCCUGGGGGAAGCGGAGCUGCCCCGGGGCUUUGGCUUCACCUGCUCCCCGGAGCACCGUGCCAGGGGCAAACCCGUGGGCAUCGCCCAGGGCGUGCCGCAGCACCCCGGGGACAGCAGUGGGGACGCCGAGAGCCCGGAGCGCUGCGCCGAGCCCCUCAAGGGCAGGGCCAGCCCGGGGCAUGGCAGCUGCCGGGGCACCCUCUGCAACGUCACCAACGCUGAGUAGCUGCAGGAAUGUCACCGUGUCACCAAGCCAGGGGGCUGCGGGAAUGUCACCAUGUCACCGACGCUGAGUAUCCACAGGAAUGUCA